AUGACAAGUCAAAAUGGCGACAGAAUGGUGCUACAAGAUAAGACAAAUAAUGUGCACUUAGAUUCUAUGAGCGGAAACGAUAUGUUUCGAUUUCGCAACCUACAACAAUGGUACGCAACGAGUACAUGGAAUGUAAAAAGAAAAGUCCUUCGAAAUAUAUUAGACAUUUGCAAGGAUCCGUUGUUAUUAUUUAUUUUGCAUACAAUUUUCGACAGAACGUACUCCAGAGACCUUACAACGUACAAUAUUGGCGAUUCGUCUUUUGAUAAUAAUCCAGCCGAAGACAGCACAUCCUUAGAAUUGACCGCAUUAAAAUUAACGAUGAACGAUGACCUUAAUUGGUUUCGUGGAUUGUCAAAACACGACCAACUAGCAGUAUUUAUCAGACUUGUGUCAUUGGGUGGAAUCAAUAUUAUAACUGAUAUUUGCAAUCACAUCAAUCAUUUGAUUAGGUCAUAUGGUAAUUUACCGAAUUUGCAAGACAUGAUUGGCAAAAAUACUGAAAUACAAAAUUCUAUUUUCAUAGUACAAGACGACUUAUUAUUGACAGACAGAUUAUCAGGUUCCGAAAAAAUACUAUCAAAAUCUAAUUUUGACAAAAAUAAGUCCAAGAUUACUGAUGUGGUAUAUCGGGAUUAUAUUGAAUGCACAAACGAAUGGAAAAACAAAUUGGAUUUAUUCGACCAGAAAUACCAAACGAAUUGUAGAACCACUGAACUCGACAGCGACUUGGUCCAAAUGCUACCGGUUAGGCAUGAUAUUCCUUCUAGCGAGGAAUUAUUAAGCAAUCGUUGUAAAGAAAUUAACGAGAUCACAACGUCAACUAACGGGAAUACCGAACGUAAACCAUUGCGUUUAAGUCAUACAUUGGCUUCUGUAACAGAGUAUAAAAAAGCAAGAAACUACAUUGACAAGAAAAUUGACAGACGUUUAAAAAUACAGGAGACAAUGGAGCUAGAUAAUAAAACUGAAAUAAACAAAUGCAAAAAUGUCAAACUUCAAGCAAAAGAAUUUAAUAGUUUGUACACUGAAAGUGCUGAUAUUAUGUAUGAUUAA
Molecule: messenger RNA, 1056 nt
Organism: Rhopalosiphum padi (bird cherry-oat aphid)
Lineage: Eukaryota; Metazoa; Arthropoda; Insecta; Hemiptera; Aphididae
Exons: 9
Coding region: 1-1056 (351 amino acids)
Source: RefSeq, a predicted model, not a curated record